Lates calcarifer (barramundi perch) is the source of this 2114-nucleotide messenger RNA. It is a transcript of the gene tuba5, whose product is annotated as tubulin alpha 5. Gene Ontology annotation, molecular function: GTP binding; structural constituent of cytoskeleton. The transcript is spliced from 5 exons. Gene Ontology annotation, cellular component: microtubule; cytoplasm. The record is from RefSeq and is a predicted model, not a curated record. Bases 325 to 1683 code for a protein of 452 amino acids. NCBI's taxonomy places the organism in Eukaryota, Metazoa, Chordata, Actinopteri, Centropomidae. Gene Ontology annotation, biological process: microtubule cytoskeleton organization; mitotic cell cycle.
GGCAAAAAAAAGUGACUGAAACAACACAUAGAGGGAGAGCUGGCUUCAUGUGGGGGAAAAGUCAUCAUCCCUCCUUCCCUCCUUCCGUCGACCUACACCCUCCUCAGUUGUCUGCAGCCUGAAUAAGCACCGUCUCUGUCAGACAGAGGCACUGGUGAGCUCGUCUGCAGGUAUAAAGAGCAGCGCUGUGCUGGUGGAGACGCUGUACUCGUCCUGGGACGCUGCACAGGAUUCACACGGAUCUGUCUGGAGCCUUGCUGCUGACACACGAUUUACUAACAUUAUCCUGCACCAAAAUCAACUACUUACAUCAUCUGGAGCGACAUGAGAGAGUGCAUCUCCAUCCACGUGGGCCAGGCAGGUGUCCAGACAGGAAACGCCUGCUGGGAGCUCUUCUGUCUCGAGCACGGCGUUGGUCCUGAUGGCGUCUUCCUGGACAGUCCCGCAGAACCAAACUCCCGCGAAGAUCCGUUCAACACUUUCUUCAACACUGGUAGCUCUGGGCGCCACGUUCCUCGAGCGAUAUACGUAGACCUGGAGCCCACGGUGGUUGAUGAGGUGAGGGUUGGAAAGUACAAAGAGCUCUUCCACCCUGAGCAGCUCAUCUCUGGAAAGGAGGACGCAGCCAACAACUACGCUCGUGGCCAUUACACAGUCGGGAAAGAAAUAAUUGAUGGAGUCAUGGAACGUGUUCGUAAAAUGACGGACCAGUGCACAGGCCUGCAGGGGUUCCUCGUCUUUCACAGCUUUGGAGGUGGCACCGGCUCCGGCUUCACCUCUCUGCUGAUGGAGCGUCUGUCUGUCGACUACGGCAAGAAGUCCAAGCUGGAGUUUGCUGUUUACCCAGCUCCUCAGGUGUCCACCGCUGUGGUGGAGCCUUAUAAUGCCAUCCUGACCACCCACACCACCUUGGAGCACUCCGACUGUGCCUUCAUGGUGGACAACGAGGCCAUCUACGACAUAUGUCACCGCAACAUGGACAUCGAGAGUCCUGGUUACAUCAACCUCAACAGGUUGAUCGGUCAGAUUGUCUCCUCCAUCACCGCCUCCCUUCGUUUCGACGGCGCCCUCAAUGUCGACCUGAUGGAGUUCCAGACCAACCUGGUGCCAUUCCCACGCAUCCACUUCCCCCUGGUUACUUACUCACCCAUCAUCUCUGCUGAGAAGGCGUACCACGAGCAGCUGACCGUGUCCGAGAUCACGAGCGCCUGCUUCGAGCCGACCAAUCAAAUGGUCAAGUGUGAUCCUCGGCACGGGAAGUACAUGGCGUGCUGCAUGCUGUACCGAGGCGACGUCGUCCCCAAGGAUGUAAACGCUGCCAUUGCAAAUAUAAAAACCAGACGUUCCAUCCAGUUUGUUGACUGGUGCCCGACUGGUUUCAAGGUUGGCAUCAACUACCAGCCUCCAACUGCAGUUCCUGGUGGAGACCUAGCCAAAGUCCAGAGGGCCGUGUGCAUGCUGAGCAACACCACCGCCAUUGCGGAAGCCUGGUCUCGUCUCGACCACAAGUUCGAUCUCAUGUAUGCCAAGCGAGCGUUCGUCCACUGGUACGUGGGUGAAGGCAUGGAGGAGGGAGAGUUUGCCGAGGCCAGAGAGGACCUGGCCUGCCUGGAAAAGGAUUACGAGGAGCUGGGUCAAAUGAGCCCUGAUUCUGAAAAUGACGAUGAGGGCCAGGAAUACUGAGCCUGAGCUGUGAUGGAGGCUGCACAGCAAUGAUUUUUUUAUCUUCUGAGCUAGUGUUGAUUGAUGGUCUUUCUCGCUGCCUGGUGUUUGUAUUGUCAGCUUUAGAAGAGGAAGAGUUGAACUGUGCUGUGAGAUACCCUGUCUCUGCAUAUUCUGUGUGAAACUUAGAGACACAGCGGUCUAGUGGUCUCAGAUGAUACCACACAACCACCACAUCUACAUUACAAAUCCAGUUGGGGAACUUUGUUGCAUGCCACCCCUCUCUGUCUGUCUCUCUCUCUCUCUCUUCACACUUCCUGUUUGCCACUCUAUUGUUUUAUACCACUGAAUAAAAGCAAACAAACCCAAGUGCCUUACGACAAAUGUACAACCAAGCCAACAAUAAUUCUCUUAAUAAAAUAAUGAGGUAAGAUGAAAUCCUCUAAAUUGAA